Messenger RNA from Eruca vesicaria subsp. sativa (arugula), 1361 nucleotides. The record is from the annotation of a GenBank genome assembly. NCBI's taxonomy places the organism in Eukaryota, Viridiplantae, Streptophyta, Magnoliopsida, Brassicales, Brassicaceae.
GAGAAGCUUGUAAAAACCGAAAUCUAUCUAUCUAUCUAUCAUCUCUUUACAUUUUCCCCCAAAAUUUCUCCCCUCUCUCUGUCUCCCCAGAUUUAGCCCUAAGCCGUUACCGCUCUCUCUCACUCUCUGAAUUUUCCCGGAAAACUGAACCACUUUCUGCCAAAGUUUUUCUUUGAUAUAAGUCAAUUGGUUCUGAAUAGAGAGACCUCUUCUCUCUUCCGAAUCCGAUUCUUGAAUUUGGGUGGAAAUAUAUAGAAAUCUAAACCUAGUUGCUGGAUUCCUUGCUUCUCCUUCUGUAUCUGGAAAACAGGGAGAGGAAGGAACGGAGACCUCUUUCCCUCGAGAUUUCUCUCCUGAAUCAAACAAUCUACUUCCGUUGACCAGAUCUUUCUCCAAUCUAUCAAUCUUCAUCUCCUCCACUAUGAGUUGAACCGUUUUGUUUUGUAUCUGAAUAAAGUUCUUGGUGAUUCGAUGGAGUUUUGCAAUUUGAGAUAUCAUCCAACCUGGGAUGUUUUACUUGUUGGUGUGAUUCUCAGCUUCCAUGGAUUCCUCUUCGUCCAAUCGCAACAAACUCAAUCGCCGCCACCUCCUCCUCCCAUAUUUUCCGUCGAAUCAGGUGGCAAUACGCCACCACCUCCGUUGCUUUUUGUGAUGCAAUCUCCGCCCUCGGAAUCAGGAGUCAACACGCCUCCUCCUCCUUCUCCUCCACCGUCUUCACAGGUCAACACGCCUCCUCCUCCUCCGCCGAUUACUCAAUCUACUACUACGCCUCCUCCUCCGCCUCAAUCCAGCGUUCCCAUUCUGACUCCUCCUCCUCCUCCAUCGCCACCGCCUCCUCCACCUUCACAACCACCGCCGCCGAGUCCAAAACCUCCUCCUCCUCCUCCGCGUGAACUAGCUCCACCUCCACAUUCUAACAGAAACAAAUCACGGAGGCUAAGUCCGCCUUCUCCACCUCCUCCACGGAUCUUCAAGCAGUCUGAGAAAAGUGGAUUAAACACAGGGAAGACGGUUGGUUUUGUAUUCGCUGGGUUUGCAGCAAUGUUGCAGAUAUGCGUUAUUGCCUUCUUGGUUUUCAAAAGAAAGCAGCUUUUAAGGAUGACUCAUACUUACUGAGAGAUGAUCAAUCAGCCCUCUUCCUCUGUAAAUGGGUACAUUCUCUGGGGUUUGACUAUGUUCCUUUUUUUUCUUUUCGUUAUAAUAUUUUUUUGUUCUUUUUAAGGUCGUGUAGUUUUUUUUUUCACAUUUACAUGAUGCCUAAUGAUGCUAACUAGAGUGAAAAAAGAGAGGUCGAGAGAAAGAAAAAAAAAAGAGUGGCUCUCAAGUCGUGUAACAUUGUUUUUUACCCAAUUCUGUGAGAG